GGGCCUGGAAAGGAACACCAUCCACGUAAUUCUCCAUUAGUGCGAGACAAUCCUUAUCCCGGGCAUGGGUACUAAGUAACCAGUGCCCAAACAGACCCAUAUGAAAUUCCAGGAAACCGAGCGUUCAAAACAUUGAUUUUCCCAGAAAAUAUUUUUGCGGAGAGAAAAAGCUCAAAUUCUCUCAUCCGAGAGAGAAAAAGAGACGAGGAGAGGGGAUGGGGAGAGGAGCUAAAGCAAUAACUUCAAUUCUCCUCAUUGAGUUUCUACUGCUGUACAACACAGUAUCUCAGCAGGGCUUGGAAGAAUCUGCUGCGGCGAGGACACUUAAGCAGGAACCACAUCAUACUAAUGAGGUACAUUGUUCCAGAGAAAGAAGUAAGGCAGCCUGGAAGAUCAUAGAGGAUUAUUUGAUGCCAUUUUUGGAAGAAGAAGGGUUUCAGAUUUCGACUAAGUGUAGGCUUCAUCCAGACAAUGAUCUUUUCAGGGAUCAGGAGCAGCACAAGAUUUGUUUGGAUGUAAAUGAGUGGCGGUGUGGAUAUUGUAAGAAAAGCUUUCGUGCUGAAAACUUUCUUGAUCAGCAUUUUGACAACAGACACUACAAUCUUCUAAGUGUUAAUCAAAGCAAGUGCUUGGCUGAUUUAUGUGGAGCAUUGCAUUGUGAUUUUGUGAUGAAUUCCAAGUCGCUUAAGGCAAAGUGCAACCCUGCUGCUGUUGCAAGGAAUCGCCAUCUUUGUGAGAGUCUUGCCGAUAGCUGUUUUCCUAUUACCCAGGGUCCAUCAGCCAGCCGCCUUCAUGAAUUGUUUCUGCACCAAUUUUGUGAUGCUCAUACUUGCUCUAGAAAAAACAAACCCUUCCCUAAAGGAGGCAAGAAGCAAACCAGUAUACUCUACAUGGCUACGUCAAUACUGAUUUUGAUGUUGCUUCCUAUUUUCUAUCUUCUUUAUUAUUUGUAUCAAAGAGAAAUGAAUAGGGGAACCCAAGUGCUAAGGCGAGUGUCACAAGUUGGACGGAAAACAAAACCGUCAUAGUUGUUCACUUUUCAGUCAGCGAUAGUGUGGUGUAUACGGAAACAGCAUAAGUUUUUCAGGGUUUGAUUGUGCAUAUCCUGUUUUUGACAGUUAUUUCAUUGGAGAUAUAAGUUUGCUUCAAAAGAUACCCUGUAAAUUAUAAAUAGUGGUUAAAAACAAUUGGAGGCUGUUAGUCCUUUAUUAUCCAAGAAAAGAAGAAAAGACCUGUUGUUGUAGUCGUAGUUGUAGUUUAUAGCUUAUCAUACUUCUAUUUUAGUAUUCCUUCAUUAUUUUUUCUUCUGGGUAACAAAUUCUCACCAUAUUUUUACUGAAGUCAUGAAAAAAUAGACGCUCAAGGGUCAUCCUGGUUUAUCUUUUCCUUAAAAGUUGGUUGGAUUAUGCUUGACAGAUAGUUGGGUUUGUAACCAUUUUUAAACCUUAUCUUCUUUGUCCCCUUUUUUUU
Theobroma umbraticum is the source of this 1470-nucleotide messenger RNA. Lineage: Eukaryota; Viridiplantae; Streptophyta; Magnoliopsida; Malvales; Malvaceae. The record is from RefSeq and is a predicted model, not a curated record.